This is a messenger RNA of Myotis myotis, 747 nucleotides long. Its product is annotated as proteasome maturation protein-like. Lineage: Eukaryota; Metazoa; Chordata; Mammalia; Chiroptera; Vespertilionidae. Bases 1 to 747 code for a protein of 248 amino acids. Gene Ontology annotation, cellular component: nucleus; cytoplasm. Gene Ontology annotation, biological process: proteasome assembly. The record is from RefSeq and is a predicted model, not a curated record. The transcript has 3 exons.
AUGAAUACCAGAGGACCCGCAUCUCAGCUGAAGGACAGUAUUCCAGUUACUGAACUUUCAGCAAAUGGACCUUUUGAAAGUCAUGAUCUUCUUCGAAAAGGUUUUCCUUGUGUGAAAAAUGAGCUUUUGCCCAGUCAUCUUCUUGAAUUAUCAGAAAAAAAUUUCCAGCUCAACCAAGAUAAAGUGAAAUUUUCCACACUGAGAAACAUCCGGGGUCUGUUUGCUCCACUAAAACUGCAAAUGGAAUUCAAGGCAGUGCAACAAGUCCAGUGUCUUCCACUUCUUCCACGCUCACACCUUUCACUGGGUAAUUUGAGGGGUAAUGAUGAGACCACUGGAUUUGAAGAUACUCUUAAUGACCCAUCACAAAGUGCACUAAUGGAGGAAUCACACUUGAUGGUGGGAUAUAAACUUGGUUUAGUGCAAUGCAGUGAACAGAGGCUGUUUCCUGCACAUCUCCAUGUUCCUAAGGCCCAACACACUGAGCCUACAGCCAAAAAACUCUUGGCUGGAAAAAUAAUCUCCAUUCCUGAACUGGCUGUAGAUCUGCCCAUUUGGGAUACUGAACCAGAAGUGUCCGGGGCUCCUGCAGAUGGAGGCGAAGCUGCUGGUGUGAAGUGUAAGCGGGUAGGAAAGCAGCAAGAGAUGUGCCAGGAGAGGGAGGCAGACUGGAUCAUAAAGGGCCAUAUUCUGGAGUUCGAAUUUCACCCAGAGGGAGAACAGGGAGCCAUUAAAUGGUUUAAAUAG